AUGACAAUGCAAGAGCGGCUUGAGGCUAUCGAGCAACGCUACGACAAAAUCGACAGUCUAAUGGCGGACCCCGAAGUGUCUGCUGACUACACCCGUAUACAGACGCUCGCCAAGGAGCAGUCGUCCAUUCGCACCAUCGUUGAACUGUCGCGCGAGUACCGCGAAGCGCAGACACAGCUUGUUGAGGUGCACGCCCUCAUCCGCGAAGAGUCCGACUCCGAAAUGAUUGCACUGGCUAGAGAAGAGGAGUUGGAAUUGCAGGCGGACAUCGAGCGCGUCGAAUCUGACCUGCGCAUCGAGCUUAUCCCCAAAGACCCCAACGACGAGAAGAAUGUCAUCCUUGAAAUACGCGCCGGUACAGGAGGCGACGAAGCAGGUCUCUUCGCGUCCGACCUUUACCGGAUGUACACUCGCUACGCACAACGUAACGGCUGGAAGACCGAGGUCAUCGACGUCAACCAGACAGGGUUGGGCGCCAUCAAGGAGAUUGUGUUCGAGCUGCGCGGUCGCGGCGCUUACAGCCGUCUGAAGCACGAGAGCGGCGGCCACCGUGUACAGCGCGUACCCGUAACAGAAUCCAGCGGACGCAUUCACACGUCCGCCGCAACUGUCGCAGUGUUGCCGGAAGCGGAGGAAGUGGACGUCGACAUUAAGCCUGAAGAAUUGGACAUCGAUAUAUUCCGCGCCGGCGGCCAUGGCGGACAGAAUGUGCAGAAGGUCGAGACGGCAGUACGAAUCACGCAUGUUCCGACCGGCAUCGUCGCGACUUGUCAGGACGAGCGCUCGCAGCUCAAGAACCGCGAAAAGGCGAUGGCGGUGCUGCGCUCAAGACUCCUUGCGCGCGAGAUUGAACGCCAGCAUCAGAAAAUAUCCGAGGUGCGCCGCAAUCAGGUCGGAAGCGGCGACCGCUCCCAGCGCGUCCGCACUUACAAUUUCCCGCAGGGGCGCGUGACCGACCACCGCGUAAACCUAUCCAGCUACAGUCUAGAGAGCGUUCUUGACGGGGACAUCGACGAGUUCAUUAACGCUCUCAUUCAGCAAGAGCAGGCGGACGCACUCGCAUUCGGCGGUUGA
This is a messenger RNA of Geodia barretti, 1074 nucleotides long. The record is from the annotation of a GenBank genome assembly. NCBI's taxonomy places the organism in Eukaryota, Metazoa, Porifera, Demospongiae, Tetractinellida, Geodiidae.